GAGAAUACAUUAAGAAUUGGAGACCUCGGUACUUCCUGUUGAAAACGGAUGGGUCCUUCAUUGGAUACAAGGAGAAGCCGCAGGAUGCUGACCUUCCGUACCCUCUCAACAACUUCUCCGUGGCCAAGUGCCAGCUGAUGAAGACUGAACGACCAAAGCCCAACACAUUCAUCAUUAGAUGUCUACAAUGGACCACGGUCAUUGAGAGGACCUUCCACGUGGACACGCCGGAGGAAAGGGACGAGUGGACAGAUGCCAUCCAGAUGGUGGCUGACAAACUCCAAAGACAGGAGGAGGAGAGGAUUCAGUGCAGCCCCACGUCACAGAUCGACAACAUCGGUGAGGAGGAGAUGGACACCUCCACCAGCCACCAUAAACGGAAGACCAUGAAUGACUUUGACUACUUAAAGUUGCUGGGUAAGGGAACCUUCGGGAAGGUCAUUCUGGUGCGGGAGAAGGCCAGCGGCAAAUAUUAUGCAAUGAAGAUCCUCAAGAAAGAAGUCAUUAUUGCAAAGGACGAAGUGGCCCAUACUCUCACAGAGAGCAGAGUAUUAAAAAACACCAGACACCCUUUCCUAACUUCUUUGAAGUAUUCCUUCCAGACUAAGGACCGCCUGUGCUUCGUGAUGGAGUACGUCAACGGCGGCGAGCUGUUUUUCCAUUUGUCGAGAGAGCGGGUGUUCUCCGAGGACCGCACGCGCUUCUACGGCGCCGAGAUCGUCUCCGCUCUGGACUACCUGCACUCCGCCAAGAUCGUAUACCGGGACCUCAAGCUGGAGAACCUCAUGCUCGACAAGGACGGUCACAUCAAGAUCACUGACUUCGGCCUCUGCAAAGAAGGAAUCACUGACGCUGCUACCAUGAAGACGUUCUGCGGCACCCCCGAGUACCUGGCCCCAGAGGUGCUGGAGGACAACGACUACGGCCGGGCGGUGGACUGGUGGGGGCUGGGCGUGGUCAUGUACGAGAUGAUGUGCGGCCGGCUGCCCUUCUACAACCAAGACCACGAGAAGCUCUUCGAGCUCAUCCUCAUGGAGGACAUCAAGUUCCCACGCACGCUUUCGGCCGACGCCAAGUCGCUGCUGUCCGGCCUGCUCAUCAAGGACCCUAACAAAAGACUCGGAGGAGGACCGGACGACGCAAAGGAAAUAAUGCGGCAUAGUUUCUUUUCUGGAAUCGACUGGCAGGAUGUCUACGAUAAAAAGCUGCUCCCUCCCUUUAAGCCUCAGGUGUCAUCGGAGACGGAUACCAGGUAUUUCGACGAAGAGUUCACGGCACAGACGAUUACAAUAACUCCACCGGAAAAAUUUGACGAAGAUGGGAUGGACUGCAUGGACAAUGAGCGACGGCCCCACUUCCCCCAGUUCUCCUACUCCGCCAGUGGGCGGGAAUAAUUCCCCC
Molecule: messenger RNA, 1401 nt
Organism: Paramormyrops kingsleyae
Lineage: Eukaryota; Metazoa; Chordata; Actinopteri; Osteoglossiformes; Mormyridae
Source: RefSeq, a predicted model, not a curated record